Salvelinus sp. IW2-2015 is the source of this 2176-nucleotide messenger RNA. RefSeq names its product interleukin 2 receptor, gamma a (gene il2rga). Gene Ontology annotation, cellular component: external side of plasma membrane. Gene Ontology annotation, biological process: cytokine-mediated signaling pathway. Gene Ontology annotation, molecular function: protein binding; cytokine receptor activity. Lineage: Eukaryota; Metazoa; Chordata; Actinopteri; Salmoniformes; Salmonidae. The record is from RefSeq and is a predicted model, not a curated record.
AAACUACUUCCCACUGCUAUGCUUCUAGCUAAUUUCAAAACAGUUACUCAGAUAAAUUCUGUGUGUAACGUUAGUCGACUAAUGCCUCUGUUUCUUGCAAAACUGUCUAACACUUCGUUGACAAAAAUCAGCUGAUGGAAAGAAAGCAUACCCAAAUGCGCAAAAAAAAUAAGGGAAUCUGCGCCACGUUCAGUUGUCGAACAUUGCAGAUAGAAAUGCCAUAAAUAGAGCCAAAAUGAUUCAUUGUUUUACACGGAGAGGCAUGUUUGUUCUAUAUAACAUACUGUAACGACCCGGUAUUGUGUUCUGUGUUCGUMGGUGUGUUAUGUGUUUCAUAGAUUGGUGUUUCAUAGAUUGAAGGAUGUGGCCAGUGGAACAGGAAAUGUAACACACGGCUGUUUAAAAAAAAGUUAAACUAAAGGGGAUAAAAGAGGAAGUCACUGAGCAGCCAUACACAAAUACAUUAGCGUAUAGCUAGUUACGUUCAUUCCCACUGUCAUCCAUUUUGACAUGAAGAUGGUUGGAAGCUGGUUGUUUCUCCUCAUCUCUCUCCAAGGAUAUGAGGCUCCCUCCACCCCCAAUGUAAACUGCCUGAUCAUUAAUCUGGAUUAUGUCAACUGCAUCUGGAGUGAACAGAGGAUCCCAGAGGUCAACUUCACCUUUUUCAGCAACAGGUUCAUCAAAGAUAAUAUGGAGGAGUGCACAACAUAUCUACAGGAGAAGAGUUAUGCUGUGGGAUGUAGACUGUCCUAUGACAAGUCUGACAGGUUUAGAACACUGACAACCAAGCUGGUCCAUCAGAACAACAGUUAUGUGCAGACCCAUAACCUGAAAAGCAUGGUGAAGCUUUACCCUCCUGUUAACCUGUCAGUUGAGAUGAACAAAGACCCAGAGCUGAAUCUGUACUGGAACAACAGCAAGAACACCUACUGCAUUGAGAGUGAAGUUCGCUACAGAAUAAACAGCGACAAGUGGAAGACAUCUACUCCAAGCAAGGAACYGAAGUAUGCUGUGGCUUUCCCGUUAAAGAGCAGUCGGUAUGAGUUUCAAGUGAGAGCACGAYRAAACYKCYWYUGUGGRGAGUCCAAGUUCUGGWGUGAAUGGAGUCAGCCCAUUCAAUGGGAUUCCAUGAAGGGAAAUAACUUCACAGACAUAUCUGGCAGCUCAAUGUCUGUGUGGAAGCCAGUACUGUCAUUAGUGGGUACCAUGACACUCUUCAUAUUGGCCUGCAUGCUGGUCUACAGGGAAAGAGAACGACUGAGAUUCAUCCUCAUUCCCAUUGUGCCUAAUCCAGGCAAGAACCUAGAUGAGAAUGUAGAGGCCUGGCUUCCCAUCUCCAAGGACAUUUGCUUCCAGCCCAACUUCACUGAGCUUGCCUGUCCUGUUCGUGAGUACAGUCUGGUUCCCCAAACUGGCAGCGUCAGCGAAUCUGAGAGCAACUUCUCCAUCCUAACAGACCAGUCAGAUUGCCUGUCCACGUGUUCCUCCUCAGCUUCCACUUUUCCUGUCACAAGUGAAAAUGAACAAGCUGGUAUUGAGUGAGACUUACAAAGGCUGCAUUCUAAUUACCCUUCUCCCCUAGGUGUGCACUUCCUUGAUCCCCCUCAUUGAUAAUACGUAUUAGAUUGGUGUAUGCAUGGGCUAAAGGCAGUUUCUAUCAGAUUUCUUUUUAGAAUUUUAACAUAUGAACAUCCUUAAUAUUACGGCACCCAAUCCGUAAUAAAUCCAAGCAUUUUUGUUUGAUGUUCAACCAUUUGUAAGAUUUUUAAAUGCAUCGAUUUUUGAGAGAGAAUACAACAUAAAAUGCUCUGAACAUUGCAAUAAUGACAUACCCUCCUUGUAUUGCGAGAAAAAAAGCUGUUAAUUACACAAACUGACCACAUACAAUAUAGUAGCGUUAUGAGCUAGGCUACUUAUGAGCGUGCAUGUCUAAAAUGUUUCUAAUAAUGUCAUAAAAAAAAGAUAUCUAUAGCAUAUACAAGCUAAUGAAAAAAUGAUCUUAGCAGCUGAAAUGAUGGGCACAGGGUUAAACAUGAUUCAGCUGACAGUUUUAAUAUUAUAAACAAUCCCUUGUGAAAUUUAAAUUGUACUAUUGCACACUGUAUCUCGUUGGAAUAGAGUGAGCAUCUGAAAUGUUGAAUAUUAGCCUAUACUUUCAUUAAAAUGGUAUCUUAUA